CCGGGCCCCCUCCUCCGCCUCCCCGCGCCAGGCCGCCCGCCGCGAUGCAGUGGGCCGUGGGCCGGCGGUGGGUGUGGGCCGCGCUGCUGCUGGCGGCCGCGGCCGUGCUGGCCCAGGCGGUCAGGCUCUGGCUGGGCGCGCAGAGCUUCGUCUUCCAGCGCGAGGAGAUCGCGCAGCUGGCCCGGCAGUACGCGGGGCUGGACCACGAGCUGGCCUUCUCUCGGCUGAUCGUGGAGCUGCGGAAGCUGCACCCAGGCCACGUGCUGCCCGACGAGGAGCUGCAGUGGGUGUUCGUGAACGCGGGCGGCUGGAUGGGCGCCAUGUGCCUUCUGCACGCCUCGCUGACAGAGUACGUGCUGCUCUUCGGCACCGCCCUGGGUUCUGGCGGCCACUCGGGGCGCUAUUGGGCUGAGAUCUCGGACACCAUCAUCUCUGGCACCUUUCACCAGUGGAGAGAAGGCACUACCAAAAGUGAGGUCUUCUACCCAGGGGAGACAGUGGUGCAUGGGCCUGGCGAGGCAACGGCUGUGGAAUGGGGGCCAAACACGUGGAUGGUGGAGUACGGCCGGGGUGUCAUCCCAUCUACCCUGGCCUUUGCGCUGGCCGACACGAUCUUCAGCACGCAGGACUUCCUCACCUUCUUCUAUACUCUUCGAGCUUAUGCUCGGGGCCUCCGGCUUGAGCUCACCACCUACCUCUUCGGCCAGGACCCCUGACCAACCAGGCCUGAAAAGAGGACCUGUGGAUGAACAGGAGCGGGCAGGCCCGCACACAUCCACAUACUGGAUCCCUUGUGAAAAGACAGGGACAUACUCACAACAUGCAGAUACUGAGUUCCUGGCAUACAAGCAGGGACAUACAUGCUUAUAUAACCAAACAGAUCCGUGGGAACAUAUGGGACACGCAUUCAGAUACUGAAUCCUGUGUGUAUGGGCGCAUCAUGCAUUCAUACCCAUCCAGAGAGGGCUCCCCACAUAUGCCAAGGGGGCCAGUCAUGUUCAAACACAUAUCACAAGCUUGACUCACUAACUCAGGCCUUUCCAGAGCUUUCCUGACCCCACUCAGGGCUCUGGAGUUAGGGUUGGAGGUGGGUAUUGUAUUCUGCCUGGGUCUGACCCCUCAACCCAGCAGCAAAGGAGGGCCUCGGGGAAGACGAGCUGCCUCUGGAGGCCCCCUUCACCCGCAGCUAUGAUGCUCUUCCCCUUCCUUUCCCUGUCCUCACCAUAUGCCUUACCCCCAUCUAUUCCCCUGCUAUGCAAGUGCCCUCAUGGUCUGGGACCCACCCUUUCAGCAAUCAAGUUGGCUGGGGAACCAGAAGAAUGGAGAAUGCUGAGGUCCAAGGCCUCCUGUCCUAAAUGACCACCUUCCUUCCCUGGGGUAUGGUGGGGAGAUUGACCUCAGCCCAGGGCCCACCACUGGGGAGAGGAUCUGGUGUGUUUAGGUCCAAGGGGGCCAUCUCUGGCCUAGAGAAGGCCAUUUCUACACAUACCCCAUCAUAGUUUCCAGACACUGCCCCUGAUGCAUUCUCUAACCAUUUGUCUGUCUCUUAAUAAAAACCUGUUGAACAGUUCUAUUUCUUUGUGUGUGACAGCAGCAGGACAACCUGCUAACUCCUGGGGGCCUCUGGAAAGGCUUUCCUUUGUGUGACUUACUUUAUAGACAUUGUCUUUGGGCCACACUAGGGACAAUAUACUUUCGUGUGUUCAGUAAUCACUUAGGAGGUGUAUUGAGUCUUUAGGUAACUGGGUCUGUCUCCACAGCUCAGUUCUGGGUUGAGACCUUAGGAUCAGCAUGUUAUUAUAAUAAGAUCCCACAAUUUUGAAUGCUGCACUUGAAAAUCUCACGGAUGGGUGAGGCAGUUUGUGUCUUGGUCUUGCCUUUGCCAUUCUGGGGAGUCUUACCUGGAUGGCCACAGGGUGGCAGUGUGCACCCACUUUUGAACAGAGAGGGACAUAAUCCUCCAUCUUUUUCCUACCUUUCCAGAUUAUGUCCACCCCUCACCAGAGCAAGAGUUCCUCCCCUUCAUGGCCUGCAUUUUCUAGGAUCCUCACUUCUGUGGGGGCUCUGAGGAGUGGGGAAUAAGCACAUUGUCUGAUGUCGGAGGUUGGUAGGAGCAGGACUUGGGUGAAGCAAGAGAGUUGCCUCAGGUGUUUGCCCUCUCGGCACUUACUUCAUCCUGACUGUGCUCUGAGGUUGAAAAAGGCCCAGA
Talpa occidentalis (Iberian mole) is the source of this 2209-nucleotide messenger RNA. It is a transcript of the gene SIGMAR1, whose product is annotated as sigma non-opioid intracellular receptor 1. The record is from RefSeq and is a predicted model, not a curated record. Bases 45 to 716 code for a protein of 223 amino acids. NCBI's taxonomy places the organism in Eukaryota, Metazoa, Chordata, Mammalia, Eulipotyphla, Talpidae. Gene Ontology annotation, cellular component: endoplasmic reticulum. The transcript is spliced from 4 exons.